GCUGGUGUUCCUGCAGCCCGCUGGAAAAAGGGGAAAAAAAAAACUCACAACAAAGCAACCUGAAACUGAGAGCAAGCAACCAAAGGGGGAGGAGAGCCAUGGCGAAGCCUCGCGGCGGCGGCCUCCUGGACUUGGAGGGGCACUACGCCUUCUACGGCGCGUACCACAGCAACCCCGUCAACGUGAGCAUCCACGAGGUCUUCGUCUGGCCCAUCUUCCUCACGGCGCUCAUGCUCCUCCACCUCACCGCCCCCUCCGUGCACGCCGCCGGCAUCGGCGCCGCGGUCUACGCGGCCUACUACUUCCUCCUCGACCGCCGCGCCGGCGCGCUCGCCGCCCUCCUCUGCUACCUCUGCUGGGCCGCCAGCGGCGCCCUCGCUGCCCGCCUCGGUUUCUCCGUUGGGUGGAAGGUUGUAUUGGUGGCUCAGUUGGUCUGUUGGACUAUGCAAUUCAUUGGUCAUGGAAUUUUCGAGAAGCGAGCGCCUGCUCUCCUUGACAAUCUUGUCCAGGCUUUCCUGAUGGCACCAUUCUUUGUGCUGCUAGAGAUUCUUCACACAUUUGGCGGGUAUGAACCAUAUCCUGGCUUCCACGACAAGGUGAGCAAGUUGAUUGAGGAAGCCCGGAAGGAAUGGGAGGACAAUAAAUCAAAGAAGUCCUCAUGAGAUAUGUAUGAAUUAAUGGCUCUGAACUGUGAGGUUUGCCUGCUCGAGAUGAACCUGCUGGAUUGGAUGAAUCUAUCUCAAGGAUGGUUACUGAAUACCGAUACUGUUUAUGUUGUAUAAGAUGAUGUGUACUAUGUUGUCUGCCAGUAUUUAACCGAGGUAAAUAAUAAUGUAUAUUAUAUAUACUGGUGUGAUUGUCUUGCUGGACCCUUUAUGGAUAACAUGACCAAAGCAAGUUACAAAGAAA
Molecule: messenger RNA, 909 nt
Organism: Sorghum bicolor (sorghum)
Lineage: Eukaryota; Viridiplantae; Streptophyta; Magnoliopsida; Poales; Poaceae
Exons: 4
Coding region: 99-662 (187 amino acids)
Biological process (GO): sphingoid catabolic process
Cellular component (GO): endoplasmic reticulum
Source: RefSeq, a predicted model, not a curated record